Molecule: messenger RNA, 717 nt
Organism: Cucurbita maxima (winter squash)
Lineage: Eukaryota; Viridiplantae; Streptophyta; Magnoliopsida; Cucurbitales; Cucurbitaceae
Product: NDR1/HIN1-like protein 13
Exons: 1
Coding region: 1-717 (238 amino acids)
Source: RefSeq, a predicted model, not a curated record
AUGGCGGAGCCCGAGCGGACUCACUCUAAUCUUCUACCCGUCCAUCCCGGGUUCUCUCCCGGCACCUACGUCAUUCAGAUCCCCAAGGAUCAAAUCUAUCGCAUUCCACCUCCUGAAAACGCCUUCAUCGUCGAAUGUCAUCGUAACCCUUCUGUCUCCACUUCUAACCGUCGUCGCUCUUGUUGUUUUCGUAUCUUCGUCCCUAUCUUCAUCGUCCUUCUCUUCAUCCUCAUCCUAGCCCUCGUCCUCCCUCCUCUUCUCACCCCUCCCAAACCCCCAAUCUUCAAGCUCACCAAAUUUCGAUUCACCCCCUCCACUCGCAACUUCCAUAUAGACCUGAAUAUCCUCAACCCGAACCCUUCUGGCUUCAUCGAGUUCAAAUCUCCUUCACACGUUUCCCUCUUCUUCCGAAAACACAAAGUCGCUGUGGCUAAGUUCCCUCUUAUCCAACAAGAACAUGGCUCCCAACGACAUGUCGCGUUAGCCCUUCACACCAAAUCCUCCUCGUUCCCCAAGGAAUUGGAGAGACGAAUCAAAAACAACAAGUCGAAGCUCAAAACUUCCAUGUCUUUGAUGAUGGAUCUUCCCGCCCAUACGAAAGGUCGGCUCUCGACACGUCGGGAUGUCAAAUUUGUUGUCAUUUGUAGCUUUACGGUCAACACGUUCGGAAAACAUUCACAUAUACUAUCACAAGAUUGUCAAAUCGAACGCCAAUGA